This is a messenger RNA of Seriola dumerili (greater amberjack), 1673 nucleotides long. Its product is annotated as toll-like receptor 2 type-1. The annotation marks the transcript as partial. Gene Ontology annotation, biological process: immune response; inflammatory response; toll-like receptor signaling pathway. Lineage: Eukaryota; Metazoa; Chordata; Actinopteri; Carangiformes; Carangidae. Gene Ontology annotation, cellular component: membrane. The record is from RefSeq and is a predicted model, not a curated record. The transcript is spliced from 6 exons. Gene Ontology annotation, molecular function: triacyl lipopeptide binding; protein binding; transmembrane signaling receptor activity.
GUGGGAGAAAGCCAGCUGGACCGAUCAAAAAAGCAUCGAUGAGUUCUUCGUACGAAACGUCGUGGUGCUGGAUGUUUAUAAGUUUGUCUCGUUUCUCGAGCUGGGGUUCCUGCUGCAGUACCCCAGGAGGGUGUCCGUCAUAAACGCCGGGGUGUUUGUGAUGCCUUGUAUGACGUCCGGCCUUCUGGUGAACCUUCAGUACCUGGACAUGUCUGACAACCUGCUGACCGACAUGACUCUGAUCGAGACACUGUGCAAAGGAAACGGCACACUGAAGGACAUCCGAGUUUUAAACAUCAGUGGAAAUGCUCUGAAGAGUUUGUCCACACUGAGCCAACUGGUAGCAAAGCUCUACAAACUGACCCACCUGGACAUCAGCAGGACCAACUACAACUCCAUGCCUCCAAGCUGCUCCUGGCCCUCCACCUUGCGAUACCUCAACAUCUCCGGGGCUAAACUUGACAACAUUACUCUCUGUCUACCUGCAACUCUGGAGGUGUUGGAUCUGAGCAACAAUAAUCUCAAAGACUUCACUGUGGCCCUGCCUGCCUUGAGGGAGCUCCACCUCUCUGGGAAUAAGUUUCUGAGGCUGCCUUCAGGAUACUUGUUCCCCAAUCUGCAAACACUGACCAUACAGUCAAACACCUUAAACGUGUUCAGCCAUUCAGAUCUUCAGUCAUACACACGACUCCAGAAUCUCCAGGCGGGUCAGAACAAGUUUGUCUGCUCCUGUGACUUUGUUGCCUUCCUCCAGUCCGGCAUUAAGGAAGGUGGAGAUGUGCAUUUAACAGACGACGAGGAGAGCUACGUCUGCGACUCUCCCUUCUACCUGCAGGGGAAAUCAGUGGGUCAAGUCCGCCUCUCGGUUGUUGUGUGCCACCAGGUUUUGUUCGUGUCCGUGAGUUGCGGGGUGGCACUGUUUAUUGGGGUUCUGGUGAGCAUCAUACUAUGGCGCCUCCAUGCCUUCUGGUACCUCAAGAUGACAUGGGCGUGGCUGAAGGCCAAGCAUAGUUCCCGGCACCGGCGGCGACUCAGAGAUGGGGCAGAUUCAGAAACAUUGCUAUCCUUUGAUGCCUUUGUUUCCUACAGUGAAAGAGACACUGGCUGGGUGGAAACCUACUUGGUACCUGAGCUGGAGGAGCCAACGGAGAUCGAUGGAGACGCUGCGAAUUACAGAACUGCCCGGCCAUUGACCCUGUGUCUCCACAAGCGGGACUUCCUUCCUGGACAGUGGAUUGUGGACAACAUCAUGAGCGCCAUAGAGCGCAGCCGACGGACUGUGUUCAUCCUCUCCGAGAAUUUUGUCCAGUCUGAUUGGUGUCGCUACGAGCUGGACUUCUCCCACUUCUGGCUUUUCGAUGGGGAAGCCGGCGGAGAGCCGGCCAUCUUGAUCCUGCUGGAGCCGCUGUCCAAGGACGACGUCCCCAAACGCUUCUGCAAACUGCGCAAACUCAUGAGCUCCACCACGUACCUGGAGUGGCCUCAGGAGGAGGAGCGGAGGGGGGAGUUCUGGAGGAGUCUCCGCAAUGCUUUGGGAGGAGAAGGAGACUGGGAUGAAUGAGAAAGUGAUAUGGAUUAAUGGUGAGCAGAAAAGGCAAGACUAGGAUAAGGAACUCAGCAGUAAGAGAAAUGGCAAGAGGAGAAGAGGACAAGAGAGGAGUGAACAGUCAACG